Messenger RNA from Parnassius mnemosyne (clouded apollo), 1053 nucleotides. NCBI's taxonomy places the organism in Eukaryota, Metazoa, Arthropoda, Insecta, Lepidoptera, Papilionidae. The record is from the annotation of a GenBank genome assembly.
AUGAUCUCGCAGAAGCUAUCGUACGGCGACGUACCGACGUCCGCGUCGCUGUCCUCGCUAUCACCGGGCCUCGCGCCACCUUACGUGAACGGCAUGGGCUGCAUGCCCGCACAGCCCUACCCGAAUAUAUACUCCAACAACAUGGUCGCCGGCGGCUCCUGCAUGGGCUCUCCAGGCGUGGGCUACUCUCCGCCCAGCACCAUGGCCUCCUGUAUGGGCGGCGGCGGCGCCGUACCGUACGGCGCGCUCCCACGGGAACAGGAGGCCGCCUCUCCGACAUCCGCUCUUCAACGUGCGCGCAACGACAAGACUUAUCGCCGCUCCUACACGCACGCCAAGCCGCCGUAUUCGUAUAUUUCUUUGAUAACGAUGGCCAUCCAGAACAAUCCGUCGCGUAUGCUUACACUCUCGGAGAUCUACCAGUUCAUCAUGGACCUAUUCCCGUUCUACAGACAGAAUCAGCAGCGUUGGCAGAACUCAAUAAGGCACUCGUUAUCAUUCAACGAUUGCUUCGUGAAAGUGCCGCGCACUCCCGACAAGCCGGGCAAAGGUUCGUUCUGGACUUUGCACCCAGAUAGCGGAAACAUGUUCGAGAACGGAUGCUUUUUACGGCGGCAGAAACGAUUCAAAGACGAGAAGAAAGAGUCGAUACGGCAAGCGCAGAAGGCGGCCCAUACACAUGGGCACCACAGCUCAGGUCAUGAGAAGAGAGGUGAGCAUGGACAUGAGAAGACAACGGGUGCGGGCGCUGGUGAAGAAAAGGAGAUGCGGGAUGAUUUAUUAGCUCAAUUGCACGCGGCCCCUGAACUAUGCUUGCCUGAACACACGCCGCUAGCGCUGGAGCAUUACGCGCAAUUAAAACAGGAACCAACAGGUUACGCGCCCGCUCCACACCCCUUCAGCAUUACACGGCUGCUCCCUGGUGCAGAUACGAAGACAGACCUCAAGAUGUAUGACGUGAACUACGGCUACGGGCACGCGCCAGCCGACAACUACUACCAGUCGCCGCUGUACCACCAUCACGCCCACGCGCACUCGCAGCCGCCCUUGUGA